AUGAGUGAUGAAAGUCUUGAACUCGAAUUGAUUGGCUGCUUGCAGGAAAACAGGUAUCUCAUAGUCAUGGAUGACGUUUGGGAUGUUAAAGCCUGGAAAUACCUGAAAGAUUUAUUACCAGAUGACGCCAAUGGAAGCAGAAUUCUAUUAACAUGUCGUCUUUUUGAUGUGGCCUGGGCAAUUAAACGACAUAGUGAUCCUCAUCCUCUUCGUCUAUUAUCCGACGAGGAAAGUUGGAUGUUAUUAGAAAAGAAGGUAUUCAAUGACAACAAUUGCCCCCAGGAACUUGUGGAAACGGGAAAGGAAAUUGCUCGGCAAUGUAAAGGAUUUCCUAUUGCAAUUGUUGCAUUAGCUGGUUUACUAAGAAUGACAGAACUGAGCCGAGAUUCUUGGACAAAUGUAGCUGAAGCCUUAGUCUCACAGAUAAUAGAUGACCCACAAACUAGGGCCUACAAUGUCUUAGAGCUUAGCUACAAUCACUUGCCGGAGAAUCUAAAACCAUGCUUUCUCUAUUUGGGAGUUCUUCAAGAAGACAAAGAUAUUCUUGUUAGCAAAUUAAUACGGUUUUGGCUCGCAGAAGGGUUGAUACCAAAAACUGAGGCAAAGAGCUUGGAAGACGUCGCAGAGGAAUUCUUGAUGGAGUUGAUUAACAGAGGGUUAUGGUUUUGA
Messenger RNA from Coffea arabica (coffee), 669 nucleotides. NCBI's taxonomy places the organism in Eukaryota, Viridiplantae, Streptophyta, Magnoliopsida, Gentianales, Rubiaceae. The record is from RefSeq and is a predicted model, not a curated record.